Molecule: messenger RNA, 4570 nt
Organism: Cydia pomonella (codling moth)
Lineage: Eukaryota; Metazoa; Arthropoda; Insecta; Lepidoptera; Tortricidae
Gene: kek5
Exons: 4
Coding region: 466-2973 (835 amino acids)
Molecular function (GO): protein binding
Source: RefSeq, a predicted model, not a curated record
GCGGAAUUAGAGAGCGCAACAGUUUGUUGGCCGACUUUCUGCGCGUGGGGCGCAUUUUAUUUUGUACGGUUAUACUUUGCGUUCGAGGCAAGCAGUCAUUCAUUGCGUUCUAAGACGCGCUAUCGAGUCGCGCGUUGAGACGUCGAAAAAGUUUAUAAACGAAUUAAAAGAGUGUUAAUGUAUGAAAAAACGAAACGAAUUUCGAUAAAAUUACGAAAAAGUGUUCCGCACGAGUGUUAGAGUGUGUUUGUGUUGGUUGUAUCGUAGUGUUACAAAGUGCAUUCUUCGGUGAUUCAUCUCGAGAAACAAGAAAUCUCUGUGUCAUAGUUAUAGGUAUUUUGUGUAACCGCUAAACUAAGUGAAAUGGUCACUUUUUGGAGCUGGGCCGGUUGAUCUGAUCCGUUACAAAAAGAUGUCCUCAACCGUUCAUCAGGCUACACGGGUAGACUACAUUUAAGAUUCAAAAUGGAGUGUCUAAAGAAGCUACUCCUCUUCAGCGUCGUGGCCGCGGCCGCGGCAGACUUCACUGCCAACUGUCCCGAGAAAUGCAAGUGCGUGUGGGCCGGCGGCAACAAGCAGGCCGUCUGCUCCAACGCCGGCCUCCGCGACCUCCCGAAGACCCUUAGCACUGAGAUACAAAUACUAGACCUCUCAAACAACCCUCUCUACGAAAUCACACGACGCGCCUUCGAAGAAGCCCAACUUAACAACUUAAAAAAACUCUUCCUCAGAGACUGCAAACUCCAAACCAUACAUAAACACGGUCUCAGUGGCCUCGCUAUCAUGAUUGAACUCGACCUAUCAAAAAAUAACCUCAAAGAUCUACACUCUGAUACAUUCAAAGAAACUGCCAAGAUUAGAUGGAUACUGCUCAACGAUAACCAACUUGAGACGCUUGACGAUGGCUUGUUCAAUAAUCUGCCGUUUUUACAAAAGGUCGACUUGAGCAAUAACAAGAUUAAACAUAUCGGUGUGAAGACUUUCAUGAAUGUACCUAAGCUAAAUAAUCUAAAGCUGGAUAAUAACCUCCUUGAGACGCUGAAAAUCGAUACUCUUAGCGCAUUGACCGCGCUAACUAGUUUAGAUGUUCAUGAUAACCCUUGGAAAUGCGACUGUUACUUACAACCUUUAAGAAAUUGGGUAAUAAGCAAGAAUUUAUACACAACUCCUGUAGCUUGCGCUGAACCUGCUAAAGUUCAAGGAAAGUUGUGGAAAGAACUAGAUACCAGUGAUUUUGCUUGUCGACCAAGCAUCGUGUACCCCACCGCCAGUAUGACUGUACAAACACAUGACACAAAUAUUACCCUAUCCUGCCAAGUCAACGGCAAUCCUUUACCAGAUGUUAGUUGGGUUUUGAAUUCUCAAAUAAUUGAUGGCACCUACAAAAUUCAGGGUGAGUCGAAGUAUUACCUAAGUAAGAGUAAUGACGAAAACAGCAAAUGGGUCAACUUGACCAUCAUAUCUUCUGGCACGACUGACAGCGGUGAAUAUUUAUGUGUGGCUAGAAACCCUGGUGGCGUCGAAGAGAGAAGUGUCAUGUUGGCAGUAGCUCAUACUCCACCCGGCGUUCCUGUGCCAACUGGUUUAGAUAGUAAUAUGCUGUCAGUUUUGAUUGGAGUAUCUUGCACAGCGGCGAUAUUGCUGAUCUUACUAGUUAUUAUAUGCUACUGCUGCUGCCGGCGACGAAGUUCUGUUAAAAAAGCGGAUACGACGAACGGAGAGGCGUUAAUUGAAGGUUCGGUUAUACCGGAGAUGGAAAAGAGUUUGAUUACUGCAGUGAAUCCUGUGACGAAGCCUCCACGGAGAUACGACAACCCGCCUUCGAUCAUGAGUGGGGCGACCGAGAUGUCGGAGUUGAACAAAACAUUGCUGGACAAUGAUUCGAAUGUAUUCGCGCACACUGACGACGAAAAGCGGUCACUCGACUUUGAUCACCAGCCAAAAAGGUCGCAGGACGCCCUUAACGUUGAAUAUGGAAGAACCACUUAUCCCCCAGACUUAUUAUCGUUCCCUGCACGAGCCGCACAAAUCUCACCAGCGGCCAGCAACGCUUCCACUGUUCCAGACACCACCCGACUGCCACCGCAACUGAAUCCAGUCAGUCCCAUCCAUUCGCCCAUCUACGGAAUGACCACCAAUCAAAACCUCUUCAGAACGCUACCAUAUUCCCGGUCUCAAUCUCCUUUCACGGCGCCUAUCACGCCACCAGUCGUAACGCCAAGACAGGGCUACGUAACUAUCCCAAGGCGACCGAGAGUCCCAAGUUGGUCUAGUACUGCUAGCACACAAAUUUUACCAAGCGCUGAGGCUCAAGAACCGCUAUACGACAAUUUGGGAUUGAGGACUACGGCCAACGGAAGUUCGGUGCUGUCUUUAAAUAAGACUGGAUUAGAACCGACAUUUUCUCCGAUGAGGAAUCGACCAUUGCCGGCCACACCUACGGCAUACCCGAGUACCCAUCAGCCCCACCAAGUCUAUUAUGCCCCUAUCGAAGAGCAAGAACCGGCGCCGUCUCCUGUACCACAAUACAAUCCUCGUAAUAGCGUCGCGUCUCAGAUGUCUAAUAUGCUCUCGUCCCCCGGUCCCCAGGAGCCUAUGAGUCCAUCAAGAAUGAGUUGGGCAGCAAAAAAUACUUCAACACCUCAACCUGAGCCAAGAAAGACCUUGUACAACGAAAACAGAAAUUCAGACACUCAAUCUCAAGUAUCCGACACCAGCACAUUAAGUCGCAAGAAACCUGAAACUGGAUCCUUAAGACGUCCGAGAGUUGAGACAGAGGAAGUGUCAUCGCCUUCAAAGGAAGACCCAAGAAAGAACGAGAGCAAUGUGUCUAUGAAUCAAACAGGAACGUUGGGUAGAAGUGGUAAGAUCCCACCGCGACCACCACCGAAACCGAAGAAAAAGCCGGCGGCAGAGGCUAACCCCACCGAACCCUUGUUCGAAGACGAAGGAGAAGAUGGCACGGAAGUGUAGUAGUAGUGCGUUUGAGACUAAGUGUACUACCAAAGUGCCAAUGAGCUUUUAGUGAUUUAAAGUGUUAUCAGUGACUCGAUGAUGUGCAAACGGAUUAUUUAAAUUUGUUCGCGGUGCUCGUGUAAAUAAACUCUGUACUAGAUUUUUUUACAAUUGCGUACAAUCAAAAUUUUAUGGACCAUUUUAAUUAAGGCUCUAUCCUGUAGUGAUGUAAUGUAAUGCAAGUCGUAAUUUGUACACCGUAUGUUACAUAUUUUAAGUAUUUAUUCUUUGUGGUACAUAAUGGUAGCUAAUUAUAAAUUCGCUUGCCAGGUUUGCAAUGUCUCUUCAUCCAUUUUCAAGACUGAUUAUUCUAAAUUGGAGUCUGUUGUGUUGACAUUCCUUUACCAGCAUUCGAUAGUGUUUCCAUUCCGUAGCUUUACAGUUCAUAGUUUGCUAGCAUGAUUUGGUUAACCCUAGAUAGUAUUUGGAAGACUGAAUUGUUAGACACUUUUUAUCUAUUGAUGACGUCAAUAGUAAGUUCAAAGUGUAAUUAAUCGGCAUAAUAAACUGUAGUAUUUACUGACACUCACAAAAUAACUGUCUCAAUUACAAUCCAAUUAUAUCGUAACUAAUAUCUUUAAAUAUAACUUUAACAUUAUUUUGUGAUUGUGAGCUCUAAAAACUUCUUCUUUUACUAAAAUAAUUAACUUCGCUAUUUCUAAGUUAAUACCAUUUUAGUUUCCACUAUUUUUUGGUAUAUCCCGGUUAAACAGGUUUCUAUAAUUAUCGACAUAAUAACUAGUUGUUUGUAUUCUGAUAUCUUAAAUUGUCAAACACGCUUUUACAAUUUAACUCCUCCGACGUAUGUUGAAUUGAACGUCAAGUGUUCAUGUUACCAAUGCCUAUUACGAUGCAAUAUUGGCAUUCAUUAUAUUUGUUAUACUUUCUACAUUACUUAACAUUUUAUUUCUUUACCUAAACAUUUGUGUUGUAUGGUCGCUAAUAAGUACAUGGUUCCUACGAUAUUUUGUGUUAAAACUUGAUCGCCCGGAAUUUCUAUUGAUCCUGUUCAAAUAUUUAUGGCCCUAUCAAUAUGACAGACUUUAUGAACUACGUUUGUCAUUUCACGAUGAUUUUGCAUCUUUUUUUUAAACUAUUAACUGGGCGGUCAAGGAGGUAAUUAUAGUUGUAAGUUAAUGAGUUGCGUUAACUUGUAAAUAUUCAGUUUUUACUGGUGCUUUUUUGUACGUGCUUUAUGCGUAACAAUUAUUUAUCAUUUUUAUUAUUUACAAGUACUUUGACAAUUCCAUUUUACUUGCAUAUCGAAAAUUGUGAACUUUUAUUUUUUACAACAUUAUUUUGACGGCUUACCAAGGAUGAUUUAGAAUGUAUAGACACGUCAGUGCAUGGCCUAAAAUAACUUUAUUGACUAUUAUAUCUGUCGAAAUGUACUAGUGUUUGUCAAUGUAAAAAAUCCGCUCAGUUUUUGAGUUACUGCUAUGUACAAUGUACGAUAUUUUUACAAUGUUUACUGUAGACAUCCAGUUUUAUAUAGUUGUAAGUGCUGUACAUAAAACAUUAUUAUUAAAACUGAUUAAAUCUAUAUUUCAGUAAA